Molecule: messenger RNA, 108 nt
Organism: Thelazia callipaeda (thelaziosis nematode)
Lineage: Eukaryota; Metazoa; Nematoda; Chromadorea; Rhabditida; Thelaziidae
Source: the annotation of a GenBank genome assembly
GUAAAUGAAAUGCUUAAAGAAGCCGUGGUUGAAAUAAAAAUUGCAUUCUCCGCCACAUUACGCAUGCGAUAUGGUCCUGGUGUUUUGCCAGUUGAUAUGGCAUCUUGA